Messenger RNA from Anarrhichthys ocellatus (wolf-eel), 3358 nucleotides. RefSeq names its product cell death-inducing p53 target 1 (gene cdip1). The record is from RefSeq and is a predicted model, not a curated record. NCBI's taxonomy places the organism in Eukaryota, Metazoa, Chordata, Actinopteri, Perciformes, Anarhichadidae. Gene Ontology annotation, cellular component: cytoplasmic side of lysosomal membrane; nucleus; cytoplasmic side of late endosome membrane. The transcript has 6 exons. The coding region runs from base 935 to 1552 and encodes 205 amino acids. Gene Ontology annotation, molecular function: zinc ion binding. Gene Ontology annotation, biological process: intrinsic apoptotic signaling pathway in response to DNA damage by p53 class mediator.
UGAAUAUAGUGCUGCAGUUUCCUCACAGCAAAUUAUUAUCGAGACAAAUCUAUGAAUACAAACUACUGUUACUAUUUAUUAUAGCACACGAAUAAUGAGUUUUACAUAUUCAUAUUAAUAACAAUUUUACUUUUAUUAACACUAUACAGUCUAUAGUUAAAAUUUAAUGUAAUGCAGUUCCUCGCUGUGACCACCUGGAAACUUAAUCGUUGGCUACUAAACAGUAAUAUUGCAAUUAUCUUUUGUAUCAAUACGUACAAUACAUUAUUAUUAUUGAUAUAUAUUUGUACAACUCAUUAUUUGUUGAUUAUUACCGGAUUAAGCAGAUCAUACCUAGAUUAACUCAUUUUAACCAGUCUGCCUGCUACAGACGUUGAAGCUAGAGUCAAUUCAGACACGAUAGCAUACUAACAUUUCCGGUGAGCUCUUUCAAAAAUAAAUAGGAUUAUGUUUUUGUAUUUUUGUUGUUUUUGUGUAUCGCACCGGUAAUAUGUAUGCAAACGAUAGGUGACGUUUCAACAGAUCAAUUUAUCAAAAGCACCUACUGUCCUAGCUUUUUACUGUUUGUAAUUUACAAUCUUAGUCUUUCUUAUUGGAGUAUACAUACUUAUACUACACAUUUCUCACUUGUCAUCUUGUGUUUUGUGUGUUCUUUUUGUUUUAAAUACCCUGCCUGUUUGAAACAUAAUCAACAUUGACGCGGGGUGUAAAUCCGUGUGAACGGAUGUUGACUCUCAUCAGGAGACAAGCUGCUAACGUCAAAGUACUUCAGUUAACGUGACACCGCCGUCGGGAAGCAUCUCUCUCACAACCAGGUAGUGGCCAGAUUCUUCAGGCGGAGUCUCUCUUUUCCCAGUUGCAGGAUAAAAGUCCAGAGGAGUUCUGCUGGUAGCUCCGCGUCCGACCCCUUCCCCUUUACAGACAUCCGGCCAGUAUGUCCAGUGAUCCUCCUCCUCCGUACCCUGGAGGUCCCAGUGCCCCGCUCAUCGAGGAGAAGAAUGGACAACCUGUAACAGGUCCUGUAAGAAGUGCUCCUGUAGAGGGACAGCCGUUGCCUCCAGACUACGGUCCUCCACCCUAUGAGGCCACACACCCAGGCUUCCUCCCCCCACAUGUCCCUGGAGAGGGGCCCAUGCCCAUGCCAAUGCCUCCACUACAACCAGGUGGCCCCUACCCACAUCCGCCCGGUCACUUUCCUCACCCGAUGCCGGGACAGAUGGGCCCUGGUCCCAGUCAGUUUGUCCACAUGGGGGGUCACACAGCGACCGUACUGGCUCCUCCAGGAGCAGCUACCACUGUGACCGUACUGCAGGGGGAGAUGUUCCAGACCUCACCGGUGCAGACUGUGUGUCCGCACUGUCAGCAGGCAAUCGUCACCCGCAUCUCCCACGAUGUUGGCCUCAUGAACUCACUCUUCUGCCUCUUCUGCUUCUUCGUAGGGUGUGAUCUUGGCUGCUGCUUGAUUCCCUGUCUGAUUGAUGACCUCAAGGAUGUGACGCACUCCUGCCCGUACUGUAAGGGCUACAUUUACACAUACAAGCGUAUAUGCUAACCACCGACAGCUGUAUGCUAGAGACAUGUCCAUGCACACACGUAAACUCACAGCUCCUCCUGCUGGUAGUGACAGCCCCCCCAUUUUGCAAAGUGUUGUGUAGCUUUCUUAAAUAGUGCAGUUUUCUCAUUAGUUCACAUAAUAUUUACUGUAUAUAUCUUUCAGCAGAAUUCUUUCAUGUAUAAACAUUAAUUUGAAGUGUACAGAAGCUGUAGGGCACUAACACACACACAGGGACGGAUAGGCAGCAGGUCCGUGGUGCAUCUCAUCCUGUAAGGAAUCCUGGAGAAAAGGCAUGUGAAGGUAUGCAUGUUAGUGGGUAAAAACAUCCGGAUGGACAGGAAGGAAACGAAAGCUGUGAAAAUGGUCAUUAUUUAUUUCGAUUCAUCUGUGAAUCUCACUGGAAAGCGUAAUGAGGUCGAACAUGCUGCGUUAGCCUCAUCGUUUGUUUUCUUAUUUAUUUAUUAAAAUAUUUUAUCGACUAUUUUAACAAGUUAAUAUUGAGAACUGUGAACAUUUCUGUCCAUGUCUGAUCAGUUUCUUCUAACGGACCUAGUUUUCCUUUUGUUAUUAUUAUUAUUAUUAUUAUCCCUUUUUGAAUGUGAGCAAACUAACGAACCAUUUCAGCUUUAUUAAACUGAUGUAUUUGCUUGUUUGGGAAUGACCAAGAUUGAUGUUUCUUGCUAUAUUUAUUAAUCUUCUGAGCUUCAGUCACAAAAUGUUCAGUGAUUUACGGUUACGUCCCUCUGUCCAUGAUGUACUUCAUUUUGAUAAUAAAGCCAAGAUUUGCACUUUAAGUUGGAAUUUAAUUUCCCCUGCUGAUACAUUCAUAUUACCCAUCAACCCCUGCUGUCAUUAGUCUUUGAGGACUUGCAUCGUCGUCUCAUGAGUAAGAGCAGUGCAUCAUAGCAGACUUAAAGUAGAGCCGACAGAGUUUCACUGUCACUGAUAGAGACGCACCGACAAUUUAGCAAUCACAUGUCCUCUCUAUAAAAAAAAAAGGUGCCAGCAAACACGUUACAGUGGCGGCACCAUCAUUAUCACAGAGCAUUGUUCAGCCUAUAACCCUCCUAAUGUGGCAUAAGCCCUUUAAGAUUACCCGCAUUGCUAAGAUGCAUGUUAGAGAAUACCGAUGUCUUUUGACCAAUACUAAAUAGAGACCUCUGCUCGGAGUCAGCUUCACAAUACAUGAUUGUAUCCGACAUUGUGAUUCCAUUGAGAUGCUAUCAGACAACCAUUGUCUGCCCACCACAGCAUGCCCAAUCUGCGGUUCACAAAGUGCAGUUUGUCUGCAUGAGCCACACAUCGAAACAAAUGAUUCUCACCGGCUAGUUUCUUGACUCUAUGCAUUUGAGUUAUUUUCUUCUUCAGGAUAGUUAAACUGUGCAAGGAAGUACGUUUUGAGUUGAAGUGCAUCAAACUUUUAAUUAUUGCCAUUGUUGUGGGUCUGUGCAAGAAGUGUAAUUAUUUUGCCGUUGUAUAAUGAACUGUCAGUUUAGGGGUAUUUCAUAAUCUCACUGGUCUACUUGUGCUACUGUGUUCUGCUACGUGUUCGUUGUUUGAUAGCCGAUGCUGCCUCUACGUGGUUAAUGCUCGGCCUGUGUUACUGUCGCAUUGAAUGAACGCGUGCAAUGCAAUUCAGCACCAAAAUGUCAGCUUGUUCCAUUUUACAACUUUAAUAAUAAAAAUUGAGUAAAGGGAGUCAGAAACAGAGACGACUCGCCUUCAAAAUAAAAGUAUAUAUGAAGUCAUGUUUCUGCCUCUUUCCCACAGAUUGUGAAUAAAUUGCCAAUUGGCACAACCACU